CUCACAACACGAGCGUGAAAUUUGUACCUCAGAUGGUCUGAUGGUUAUCUCAAGCAUCCACUGACCUACAUAACAUAACAACAUCAUAUGGGUGUUAAAGACAAUGCAUCGGAGUGAACUAUGCUUUUAGGUGUUGAAAAUUAUUGAUCUGAAGUCGGUUGAUUUAUUUUGGUAAUGUAAGCGGUGCAGAUGGUGAUGGACACGCGCUCUGCAGCAGUGGUGUCAUCGCACUGCUGUCCUCUGUGUGAUCGAUAGUGUAGCGCACAAUAUCAGCCAGGAUAACGGACUUUAACCAAACACCCUGGAUGGAGGAGUUGCGGGCUCAUUCACGGUUUUAGUCGCGGAAGCAACGCCUCGCCCGAGGCAAAUUGUGGGUUUUACCGAAACAGAAGCGCCAGCGGCGACGUCGGGAGAUUUAGGAGCGACUUUUUUUGUGAGGAGAGCGAAAACCGGACUGAAGAAAUAAGCAAUUUCAUUUCUGAACUACUCGAUCCAAGUCAGCUUCAACGACAGAUUAAUUCAUCGCUCCGACACUGCAAAUAACAAAAAACAUGUCAUUUGACAAAACAUGCGCCCGCUCUUUGUUAUUUGUUUGUACGGGGACACGAGGGUCGACAGGCCGCUGACUGUUACAAGAGGCAGCAGGUCAGUAGAACGUCGAAGGGCAUUUUUGAACACAGAAUUACCACAAAUCAACUACGAGGAAUCAUGCUGUCCAUCAUAGCAGCAGGGUCUGUGUUUUUCCCAGGACUUUUUCUGUUAUCCAAGCAGUGUCUCAGAUUCAUUCCUGGAAUGAGAUGGAAUGAGGGGGAUGCAGUCAUGGUUUCAGCCAGGUUGGUGUCAUCCAUCCAAGCUAUUAUGGCUUCUACAGCGGGUUACAUCAUCUCAACAUCCUGUGAGGACAUCAUUGAGGACCAACAUUGGCUGACCAGCUCCUACAUCUUGUUUGCUGUGCCAUACUUUGUGUACGAUAUCUACGCCAUGUUCCUGUGUUACUGGCACAAGCUCCAGGUCAAAGGGCAUGAGGUGGACAAUGGGUCCAAAUCCAAGGCUCUGGCAGUGUCGGGCUAUCUACGCAGAGAGUUCCUCAUGGUCUUGCAUCAUGUUGUCAUGGUCACUGUGUGCUUCCCCGUCUCUGUGUUCUGGAGGCAAGGGAAAGGCGAUUAUUUCCAGGGUGUUAUGUUCCUGGCUGAACUCAGCACACCGUCUGUCUGUCUAGGCAAAAUCCUCAUCCAGUACAAGCAACAGCACAGGCUUCUUCACAAAGUAAAUGGAGCUGUUAUGCUGAUAACUUUCUUCCUCUGUCGAGUCCUUCUCUUCCCCUAUCUCUACUUCGUUUACGGAAGGUACGCCUCUAUUCCUUUCUACCGGGUUCCUUUUGCAGUACCGUGGCAGUGUAAUCUCGGAGCAGCUCUUCUUAUGGCUCCGCAGCUAUACUGGUUUUCCCUGAUCUGCAGAGGGGCGUUCCGGCUGUUUACUGGCAGGUCUUCACGCUCCUGCAAGCCGAUAGCUCCGGUCAAGCCUGAUUCAGAAGGACAUGCACCAUUGUCUCAGGCAGCUAACGGAUACAACACACCAAUGGUGGGUCGGGACACGCCCCCAAUUUCGCACUGAGGGGAGGAGCUUAUACCGUAUGAACAAGACUAAGCUAAAAACUUAAUAAAAGUGGAAACAAAUGAAUGCAAUGAUUAAUCGGGAAAAGAAAGGAUGUGUGGGAUGAAAAUAAACAGAGAUAGACUAGAUGCACUAGUGCCGUAACACAUUACAGCACAGCAUUACAUUUAGUUACAGGGCAUGUGUAAUGUAUAUAAGACAUGCUUUAGUAGAGGAAUGCUGACAAUAAAUCUGUGGAAGUGUCUACACAAUAACCAGACGUGUGUCAAACCCACACAUUUGGGUAACCAAGGCAAUAAGUGCAAAUUUUAUGCGAGAACAUUUACGAACCUGGAGAAGCACUUUUUGUUCAAGGCACUUUGAUGUGGUUAUGAAAUGUCAGGAGCGGGGCCGACGUCUAGUGCCUGAGGUCUGUACUCUGCGUAUAUAGAAGUAUUACUGCAGAUACAUAAUUCAAUGAUAAUUCCUCAAUUAUUUACAUAUAGCACUGGUCUGCAAAUGAGCAACCCAAAACAUCAGGCAAUAUAAAAAUGUACAGUCUCUAGUGAAUUGAGAACAUUAUUGAGGAAAGUUUAUGCAGUUUAAAAGAAAUAGUUUACUGAGAAAAGAAGAUAUUGUAAUCGGAUACUCUCCUUUCAAAUCUCAUACUGUUUUUCUUUAUUUAGUGAAACAUGAACACGAGAUGUGAUGUAGAGUGUCCCAGCUAUUGUCUUUUCUGUAUACUGCCAUGCUCCAAAAAGAUGCAAAAAAAUUAAAGUGUCGCAUCAGUGCUCCACAUGACUUUUGCACUGUAUUCCAAGUCAUAUUGAGCCAUAUGAUAGCUUUGUCUUAUGUUAAAUUUAAACCAUUAUUUCCUCUUUAGCAUAUAUUAUUAAAAACUACAAUCACAAUUUCAAUUUUGGAGUAAUGGCAGAGAGGGACAUGCAAGUUUAACUGAUGACAAAAUGUUAAUUUUUUUGUGAACUAUUCUUUUAACAAGCUAAUUCAUGAAAAAAAUAUCUAAAAUGUUAUUAAAUCCUGUCAGAUAUAUAAACAGGGUUUUGGAAUGUAUUCUUUUGUAUAUUAAUUAUACAUGGUCUGCUCAAUCUCAGAAAACAGAGUAUGCAAAGUAGCUACACUGAAUGUUAGACCUGUAAUCCACAAUAAUCCGCAACAAAAUGGCUUUAAAGAUGCAUUGUGUAAAUUUUAGGAGGAUCUUGACAGAAAUGCAAUAUUAUAUACAUAACAACAUUAUCAGUGGUGUAUAAAGACCUUACAUAAUGAACUGUAUUGUUUUUAUUACUUUAGAAUGAGCUGUUUUUUUCUACACAUACCACAGAUCUCCUAACAUGGAAGUUGCUAUUUAAGCCCUGAACGUGCAAACUGUUUAAAAGAGCACAUUUUCUACUUCGUUGUCUCGGCGGCAUGUUUGUCCUGUGAGGGGUACCGUAGCUUCUCUAUGCAUUUCAAAAGGGAAGGGUGAGCUGUGGACUUAGCCGUUGGUCACAAUCUCACCGCUAGAUGUUGCUAAAAAUUUACACAGUGGACCUUUAAGGAACAUCUCUAAAUGGCUUUUACCACAAACAUUGUUUUAAGAUUUGCAGUUUACUCGACAGUAUUCCUAGUAUAACCUCUUAAAAAUCUGAGCCCUACCCUGCAUAUGUUUUAAAUGGGCAUUUUAAAGGGAUUAAAUUAUAUUAAGCUGCCUUAUCCCUCUGAUAAUCUUAUAAUGUAUCUUUUACUUUUGUCCCAGAGAUGGAUAUCCUCUACAUAAACAAACCUAAUACAAGAUAUAACUGUACAUGAACAAUGUGAAAUUUAUUUGCACUUUAUUCAUUGUCAUUUUCUGCACUGUCAAGUGCCACUGGUAUGUGUUUCUUAUGAUUAUUUAUUGUGGUAACAUUAACUGUUUUUAUUAUUGUUGGCCAUCUAGCCUGCCAGCUUUCAUUUAUUUUUUGUUAAUUAGUCAUUGAUUCUAAUCUCUGUUUAGUCAUAAAACAGGAUUCCCUACACCAGAUUUUGUUUCUAAAACAGACUUUAAACACUUGCAAGUUUCACUGUGCCAGUUAGCCUACAAAACUUAAAUAACUUUGCAAAGAAUCUGCCACAAGGCCUGUUUUUGGAAGUUCAUACUUAAAGGGGCAGUUUCCUAGACAGAGAUUAGACUUUAUUAGGACAUUUAAGUAGUUUUUAUAAAUCUGAAUUGCAAAAAAACAUUACUGGUGUGCAUCUUGAGACAAAACAAUGCACUGAUAUAUUUUAACACAUGUCAGUGUAAGCUUUUUUCAGUUAAGGCAGCUCAAACAAGCGUUUUUUAGUCCUGGAAUAGACUGCCCUGUCUGGGAAACCGUCCCUAAAUGACUGUAUGCUGAUUUGAAACUGAAAAACAUACAGGUGCAGAAAGUCCAUUGCACUGAAUCUGAGACAUGACUUUGCAUGUUUAUAUUUAAUCUUUGUCCCUUGUGAAACCUAUAAUGUACCGGACCACAUGCUCAGAUAUUGAGCACUAUUCCAAACUAUUUAAUCUUAGUGAACGGCAACAACCGCUUCUGAUGGCUUUCUUUGAAAUAUUUGUUUUAGUUGGUUUAGGUUUUGUUGUCUUGUUUUUACAUAUGUGAACCUGUUUAACCUGUUAACAUUAAGUACAAAAUGAACGCACUGUUGUAAUUCAGUCUCAUUGCAAAAUAUAUACUCUUGUCUCAUGUUUUGCAUGUUAUAUUGUUUAUUCUCCUGGUCCAUUUGUGAAUGUGCUGUACUGGGUUUAAAACACACACACUGACAUUAAUUUCAGUUUCUAAGUAAAAUGGAUUUAAAACAAGCUUAUAUCAGAGACAAGACAGAUCAAGAUUUUCACAUAAAAUGGUUUCUUGAAAGUUUUAAAUUUGGGAGGAGAUCAUUCUUCCAGACACUAAAAUUCAGUCAAAUAGGACACCUGAAAUCUGGGUAACACUAAAAUAAGGUUCAGUGUGUUUAAAAUUAGUUAAUUUUAAAUGCUUAUUGCAUUUAAUAAUAUAUUUAUGAUAUCAAGGGGUGGUUUCCCGGUCAGGGUUUAUCCUAGUCCCAGACUAAAAUGCAUGUUUAAGGUGUUUUUAUUUAAAAACAAUUUGCAAUGACAUAUAUUAUAUUAGUGUUUUUGUUUUGUCUAAAGAUGCACAACAGUACUGUUUUUCUGUAAGGUAUGUUUGUAAAAACUACUUAAAUGUCCUAAUAUAACUAAGGUUUAGUCCAAUAUUCAUCUUAACCCUUUCUGGGAAACUGCCCCCAAAUGUUUUAUCUAUUGCACCAUUGCAUGAACAAUUAAUGAACCACUGUAUUUGUAUUAACUAACAUUAAAAGGACAUUUCACUUUUUUUGAAAAUAUUCUCAUUUUCCAGCUCCCCUAGAGUUAAACAUUU
Paramisgurnus dabryanus is the source of this 4988-nucleotide messenger RNA. The record is from RefSeq and is a predicted model, not a curated record. NCBI's taxonomy places the organism in Eukaryota, Metazoa, Chordata, Actinopteri, Cypriniformes, Cobitidae.